Striga asiatica is the source of this 738-nucleotide messenger RNA. The record is from the annotation of a GenBank genome assembly. Lineage: Eukaryota; Viridiplantae; Streptophyta; Magnoliopsida; Lamiales; Orobanchaceae.
AUGAGAUGGCUACAACAACAACAUCCCAUGCUAACAUGGUCGCAACUCAAAUUUGAACUAAUGGAGCAAUUUGGUGGCGAUUUGUCUGCCCUACCAAUUGAGUUGUUAGCUGCUCUCCAUCAGUUAGGGCUAUUUCUGAAUGGGCUAAGGGAAGAGAUCCGAGUUCUUUUUCGCCCAAAUGAUGCUACUGAUUUACGGACAGCAAUGCGAGUUGCACGCUCUAUUACUCGCGAACUCGAUUUCCCGCACCAUGACAAACAUGUUAUUAAAUCUACAAGAGUGAAGAGGUGGUGUACGAGUUUCGGUUUGGGUUGGAAUUCAAGCCCAACGUCCGCCAAUGCAAACUUGUCUAGUCCAAGCACACAUCAUCAGACCAACCACGCCACUCCUACGCCCAUCAGUUUCCAUAAAACCACAAACGGAAAUAUUUUUAUGCCAACUUCUCAAACUCCAGGUGCCGUUCACUUGGGGCCUUUUACAAUGACCGUUGAUUGCGUUGCUUUUCCCUUGGGUGCUGUCGAUUUAAUUCUUGGGGUUACUUGGCUCCCAUCUCUGGGAACUAUCCGCGCUAGUUGGGCUACAAUGACAAAGGAGUUUGAAGAUGAUGGCCAGUGCAUAACUUUGACUGGAGACCCGACUCUUUCUCGCCUCCCAAUCUCAUUUAACUCUGUCGAAUAUUUGGAAGAUGUUGAGUAUAGAUAUAGAUAUGGCCAAAAGGAAUUAAAGGAAGGGGAGUAA